Messenger RNA from Ruditapes philippinarum (Manila clam), 2998 nucleotides. RefSeq lists its product as uncharacterized. Gene Ontology annotation, biological process: signal transduction. The transcript is spliced from 2 exons. Bases 1 to 2769 code for a protein of 922 amino acids. The record is from RefSeq and is a predicted model, not a curated record. Lineage: Eukaryota; Metazoa; Mollusca; Bivalvia; Venerida; Veneridae.
AUGAAUACAGAGAUUAUACUGACUAUUAUCGUAGUUGUGCAAGCUCCAACUUUGUCGCAGCCGUGUGAUUCAACCUACGAAAAAUGGCAACCAUCAUGGAUACCAAAACCAAGAAAUGAUCUACUGUGUCAAUUUGAAUGCACACGUUCGACACCUACGAUAAUUGCAAAGAAAGGAUCUGAUAACUGUUGCCCGUGUCAUUCUUGUGCAAUAUGGGAAGGAACGGAAAAGCAGCUGUUUAUAGAGUAUGUAUCAGUGCUAGGCACAAGUUUAGUUUUGUCCAAACAAAUAGAAAAAACUCCGGAUCAUGGUGUGUAUGAAAUAAAACACAGACACUCUAAAAUGACAGAAUUGCCAAGUAAUAUUUGCAACUGGAACACUAACAUAACGAUCAAAGGAAGAUUUUCUGAAGAAUUCGAGGGUUUAAAAGCUAUUUGGGGAAGCAUUGUAAAAAUAGAUUUCAGCUAUAACAAAAUAGAAAGACUUAUAGAUUUUAGUUGCCUCAAAAGACUGGAUGAACUUAAGAUAAGUAAUAAUAAGUUAACCUAUGUAUCUAACUCGUCAUUUACAACUCUUUCUAAUUUAAGAUUUGUUGACUUCUCAUUCAACAAAAUACAUAGAUUAGAUCCUGGUGUUCUUACCGCCAGAAAUUUGUAUUUGUUUCGUGCUGACUUCAGUCAUAACAAUAUUAAAGCACUAGACGUCUCUAACACACUUACUUUAUAUCCAUUUUGUUACAUCAGUUUCCGCUUAAACAACAUGACAAAGCUAGUCAAUGAGUUAAACUUUGCAUUAAAUAUGACGAAAGUAUACGGUCCAGGGAGAAUGGAUUUUGCAGAAAACAGAUUCACCGCUUUUCCAGAUUUUAAAACUUUGUACCAUCUAGACGAGUAUGCACAAUUAGGACAUUUCCUUCGAGUCCAGUAUGAUUUACAUAAAAUUCCUAUUACAUGUGAUUGCAAGGUCGAAAAAUACAUGACGUUAGCUUACGAUCUCAGAAAUAGCCUAUGGCCAGGAUUUAUGGCUUUACCGUGUGCUGGACCUGACGAUCUUAGGGGCAAAAUCAUUGUUGAUGUAAAUCCGGAAAGAUUUAUCUGUAAUAUAUCUGCUGAUUUUGGCUGUCAGACGCCGCAGUGUAACUGUACUGACAAACCACAUAGUAAUACUUUGUUUGUGAACUGUACAUAUGAUAAAGGCCGAAAAUUUGGUUCUAUACCAACACUUCCAAAGUCUAAUUAUUCUGAAUAUAUUUCAUUGGAUUUUUCUGGGCACAACAUAAGAAGUAUCUCAGAUUUAAAGCAUUUGUCUAAUAUAACAAUGUUAAACGUAUCAAAUAAUAAUAUUCUAGAAAUAGAUAAUGAUACUGCAAAAGCUCUUGAAAACGCAACGUUAGACAUAUCAAAUAAUCCAAAUCUUAGAUACCUACCUAAUGUUUUCCUCGCCUACCGUAAUGUAUGUUCAACAAUAAUGACAGGCCUCACAAUAUCUUGCGAUUGUGACUCACGAUGGAUUGAAGAAUGGUUACAUGCUAAAAAAUGCUUAAACGAGCAGUACCUGUUUGACUGCGUAUUACCAAAUGGAGAGAUAAAACCUGCUUUGUUGUUUCGGGCAAAUGAUAUUGAUUGUUUUUACGAUCAUUUUUCUUUCAUGGACACUCUUAACAGGAUUGUUGUGGGUACAACGUUUUCCCUUAUUGUUUUUGGAAUAUUCGCAUACAUAUUCCGAUAUGAGUUACUAAUUAUAUGUGUGCGUUUGAAACAAAGCAAAAGAGCCGAGAUAUUGCCACGGUAUAAAUAUGACGUUUUCAUAUCCCUCGAUACAACUAAUGAGAGUGUGACGAACUGGGUUUUUGACAAACUGAAAAACAGUCUUAUAGUCGCUGGAUAUAAAAUAUUUAUACCAGAACAAGACGUCACAUUCGGAACUGAAAGAAAUUCUGAAGUCAUAAAAGCAAUUAAUGAAUCAUGCAAUUUUCUUAUUGUCCUCUCUGAAUUCUAUGUACAUGAACAAGAUGACGGCAUGCGACCAUGGACAGAAAACGAAUGGAAAUUUUGUUGGCACAACUACAAAAGGGACAGAAAUAAAAACAUAAUUGUUGUAAAUUUUGACCAUUUGUCUUCAUUUGACGUUGACCAUCUACAAAUAAAAGCAUUCCUCCGUGUUGGAUGCACAGUUGAUUUCAAAAAUCAGAACAGAGACAUUAUGGAAACUAUUUACAAAAUAUUAGGAAAGCCAUUUGAUUUAAAUCUAAUUAAUAACCAAUGUUCUGAGAAUAGAAACCGUAGAUAUAGGCAUAUUGAAUUACCUGUUCCAUCUACAGAUACAUGUUCUGAAGCACAGAAGGAAACACAAGUAAGGGAUUCCACAACACCGGAACAUAUAACUGAAAACGUGCAUUUCAAUGAAAGUGUUACUGAAGAAUUGAAACAGACCCCUCAUAUCCCGUUAUUUAAAAGAAACAAUUAUGACGAGAACGACAAUUCUCAAGAGUCUGAUGUGUAUAUAGUAAGCCGUGAAGGAUCGAGGGUGUUUCAGGAUAGCCUUAUAUUUGUACUGGCAGAUAAAGAUGACAAAAGUAAUUCCAGGCAAUUCUCCAAGGUAUUUCCCUCACUGGAUGAUGAUAUAAAUGACUCUUUUUUAUCUUCCAGGAAUGAUUUUAUUUCAGAUACGAGCAGUUUUGGAAGCUCUUCCAGUAUGAUGACAGCAAAAACUGAUAUUUCAACAACUACUUUAACGUCAGACAAUAUGACGGAAAUAAGCUCGGUUUAGGAUAACAUUGAAACAUUUGGGUAUCAUAUAUAAUUUGAUGUCAAUCUCAGAUUGAGCGAUGAUUUACCAUUUUAUCAUUGUCUUAUUUUUGUCAAUGAAAGAUUCAAUUUUAAGAUUAUAUCUUAUGAUUUUAUAAAUCUUGAUAGAUAAUAAAUAUGCAUAUAAAAUAGGGUUUUAUUCUUAAGUCAGUGCUAGGAGGAGUGAACGGUAGCUUGCAAUGACCACUACC